UGAAAAAUAUUCUAUAUUUUUAACAACAAUUAUUAUAAGAAUUAUUUUAAAUAAAGAACGUUUUGAGAAAGUCAAUGAAAUUUUAUUAUCCAAUACAGAUUAUUAUUUACCCACAGAAGAAGUUCUUAAAAUUUGUGCUUAUGAACAAAUAUUAGAUACAAAUGAUCAAUCGCAUCAUCAACAAAAAUCAUCAAUUGAUAUAAGUAUAGAAAAUAUACAAGAACAAUCUAAUAAGAACUCUUUAGCUUUGAAUAUCGAUCAACAAAAUACUGAUCGUAGAAGUGAAGAAUAUCUUAAAAAAGAUAUACUGAAAAAUCAAUCAAGUGAAUAUAAAACUGUCAUUCAAGAACAAUUCUUAAUUAAUAUACUUGAUCAUAAACAAUUAAGUAAUAUACAAUUUGAAUUAGCACUUAAUCAAAAUAUGCGUCGACGUCAAGUUAUUCAAACCAAUAUAUUAAGUGAUCAAAUAAAAAAUGCUAAAAUAGUAAAAGGAAAAGUUCAACGAAAAGUUGAUCAUGCUCUUUUAAAAAUGAAUGAAAAUAUACAAUCAUUUUCUAAACCAACACAAAUAUUAUCUCGUUUAACAUAUAAUAGUCUUGUUAAACAACAUGAAUCUCUAAUUGAAAAUAAUCAAGAAUUAUUAGUCAUAGAUAAAAAUAUAAACAAUGAAUUAUUACCAAAUUUACGUUCAUUACUUGAACAAGGGUGUGGGUGUUCAUUAGAUCUUAUACGACAUAUAACAUAUAAUAUAUCAUUAUUAAUUAAAGAAAAUGGUUCAAUCGCUGAAAAACCAUUAAUGAAACAUUUUCAACAAUGUCAAAUUUUAUUUCAUGCAGAUUUUCAAUUAUUACUUAUUCGUUAUGAUAUGAUAGCAUUAGAAGAUCUUAUGGUUCUAUUAAUUGUUAGUAAAUUAGCUAAACCUAAUGAAAUUAAAUCUUAUGCCAAAACAAUAUUCUGUCUUAAUUUAUUAAUUAUGAUCGAUUUUAAUAAUCAUGAUAUGAAAUUUUUACGUGAUUUAAAACUUUUAAGUGAUAUAUGGUAUAAAAGAUAUUUAUUAUCACAAACAAAUGAAACAGAUCGAUGUGUUUCAGAAAUAAUUGAUGAAGAACAAGAACAAGAAGAUCAAAAUCAACAUAAAUUUCAUUCGGCAAUAGAUGAAGAUUUUGAUUUAGAUGCAUAUAAUGAAUUAUUCAAAACUAAAGAAUUACAAUCAAACAUCAAUGAUUUUCAUAAACAACAAGAUAUAAAAAAUGAUCAAACACAUGUUAUUGAACAAUUCUAUCCAUAUGCUUCAAUACUUAAACCUCAACUUCUUCUACCUUAUUUGUCUGAUAAUCAAAAACGAUUAUUUAUGGAAUUAGAUUUUUCUGAAAAACAAAAUAUUGAAGAUUAUAAUAAACAAGAUCAACGCGAAAAUGUUACACAACAAAUGAAUAAAUAUUCUGAUAUAAUAGAAAAAGAAUUUAAUUCAGAAAAACAAGAAAUAUUUCAUAAUUUAAAUAAUCAAUUCUAUAAAUACAAAAAUGAUUUUAAUCAAAUUCAAAAACAUGAAUACUUUGCAAUUCAACCUAUAUUUCGAACACAUCUUGAAUUAGCUAUUCGAACACUUGAUAUAGAUUUACAACUAAUAGGGCAAAUUUUUAAUGGUAAAACAUUAACAGAUAUUAUUCCUAAUAAACCAUCAAUUAUAAUAAAAACAUCUUUGCAAUCUAUGACACCGAUUGAAUUACAAAUUGAUAAAGAUAUAACAUUGAUUCGUGAUAAUUUAUCAACAAUAGCUAUGAAUAUGAAAAAUUGUCAGACAAUAAUUCAUGAAAAGAAAAUAUCACAAGAUUUACUAAGAAUAGAUAUGGUAAGUUAUUAA
Molecule: messenger RNA, 1864 nt
Organism: Rotaria sp. Silwood1
Lineage: Eukaryota; Metazoa; Rotifera; Eurotatoria; Philodinida; Philodinidae
Source: the annotation of a GenBank genome assembly